AGAAUUUUCUCGAUCAUGAGACGGUCAGCUGUAAACGUGGUAGUGAGUGCAGGCGUUCGAAACCUCUUUGAGUACGGGCAAUUCGACCGGUAAAAGACGCGCGUGCAUUCGUUCGUUAUCAACUUUCAAUUUUAUCAGUCAUCAACCACAAGUGCACAAGUAAAGUUGCGACCACAGACUGAAUAUUCUGUGUUGCGAGUGUUGCGACCAUCAUGGCUUAAGAUAACAUACUGGCAGCGCAACGAUAUGUUCUUGAUAAACUGUUGAUCAGAGAUGAGGAUAAUAUACUAUUAUUUAAUAUUUAGUGCUCAUUAAAAUAUUAUUURUAUUAUUUACAUCAUUAUUUUGUGAUUAUCAAUUAUCACUGAUUUUUUACCGCUUUAAACUCCACUUAUUAUUUAUGUAAGUUUAUCUAGGAAUCAAUCAAUCAACAAGUCAAUUUAUUUUACUGCUAGAAAUUACAAUAGAGCGCGCCAUAAUACAAUUUUUAUCUGUCAAAAGUUGAAGACACUUUAGGGGUCUCGUUAAGUCGUAAUCGCGCCUCGUUGCGCAACCAGUUCAUCGUUAUUCGUUAAUCAUGGUUGUAACCGAUGACCGUGAUUAUAGCGCCGAGCUCUUUUAAUUUUUCCGCUCUCGAAUUUCAAUUAAGUAUUUACAAUUUUUURUUUCGGAUUUCCGCCGUUUUCCUCGUCGAGUUUUUGACUUUUCCGCCGUCGACCGUCAACCACCGGCURCCUGACGUAAACAACACAAUAUCGCAUCUUCAAUAUAGCCCGGAUUASGUAUAGUGAUCAGCCAUCCGUCGAGCACGUGCCUGGUCCACGCGAGAUAAAAUUACGACCGAGACCAGACGAUGACGCGGUCUGUCCGCUGAGAAAAUGCCGCCUCUGCGCGAUCGCACCAAUUACGAGCGUCGUCCGCCGCGAACUCCGCCGCCGCUGUUGAGUGGAGCAACAGACCCAUUUUAACCUUGGUCGGUUGUUGUGCCUUAAUCUUUGACCCGCCCCGAGACUCGACUACUGCCAGUCCAAUAUACGCACUGYGAUGGAGUGCGCUAGCCUAGACGAGUGCAUCGAGAACUGGGAUUCGAUAGCUGGUGACUACAAGACUUUAGAGAAUGUCAAUAAAGAAUAUUUAGCCAAGGUAGAAGAGGUUAGUGAUCUUCAAGGUCAGUGUAUGAAACAAGUCAGUCACCAAAAAUAUCGAUUAAAUUUUAUUGCCAAAUCUUUAAAAAAUUUUGAAAAUGAUGAACGUCAAGACAUCAUAAAACGGCUUUGGAAAGAUAUUAACCAACGUCGCCAACAACUGUCAGAUAUUGAACAAUCCCUACCUAAGCCCAACGGCACUUACUUAAAAAUUAUACUUGGCAACGUAAAUGUAUCAAUUUUGAAUAAAGAAGACAAGUUUCGAUAUAAAGAUGAAUAUGAAAAAUUCAAACUGGUUCUUAGCAUUAUUGGUUUCUUUUUAUCUCUAUUGAAUUUGGUGACCCAUAGACGUGGAAUCGAAUUGACAUUUUUGUUUCUUUUGGUCUGGUAUUAUUGUACAUUGACAAUACGCGAAAGCAUAUUGAAAGUAAAUGGCUCUAAAAUCAAAGGAUGGUGGAGGGUACAUCAUUUUAUAUCAACUGUGGCUUCAGCCGUACUACUUGUUUGGCCAAAUUCUGAAACGUGGUUCAUAUUUAGGCCACAGUUCAUGAUUUUUAAUGUACUCAUUAGUGUAGUCCAAUCAUUCCAAUUUAUAUACCAACAAGGAGUUUUAUAUAGACUAAAAGCAUUAGGCGAACGUCAUAAUAUGGAUAUCACUAUUGAAGGUUUCCAUUCUUGGAUGUGGCGUGGUCUUAGCUUUUUACUACCAUUCUUGUAUCUAGGAUAUAUUUUCCAACUGUAUAACGCAUAUACAUUAUAUAAAUUAUGUUAUCAUCCACAUGCCACUUGGCAGGUUCCUGUUUUGUCCGGUUUAUUUUUUAUAUUAUUCUUGGGAAAUGCAGUUACUACUUCAAUGGUCAUUCCAGAAAAAUUAAGAGAAGUAAAAAUAAGACGAAUUAUCAAGACGUAUACUCGAAAAAUGUCUGGCAAUCGACUCGGAGCUGACCCAAAAAAAAGUGACUGAAAAAUUAAUGUAAAAGAUAACAAUGAAUUGCAACUUCAAGACUUUUAUGACUGUUAAAUGUAUAGAUGAAGAAAUAAUCUUGUUAAAAUUUUUUCAUAUAACAAUUUAAAAAAAUAAUUAAAUUAAUGAUUAAUAUUGCACUAUGGUUAUAUUUUAUUUAUUAAUUUUUGAAAGGUACUAUUAUAAAAUAAUAAAUAAUUGUAUGUUUAAGAAGACGCCACACAUCCUGUAUAAUGUGCUGACUUGCAAACAUACAACAUAAUAAAAACUAUUUUGUGCGAGAUAAACUUUACUCCUUCUGUAUUUGUUGCAGAAUCGCCAAAAUUUCACAAAAUAUAGAGAAAAACUUUAUCUGUAUUGUAGUGUUUUUAUUAUUUGAAUAACAUAAAUACAAUUUAAGUUAUUAGUUCAAGAAAAUUUUUUUUUUAAAUUAAUUAUUCAAAAAUAUUAAUGCUGUCAAAAAAAUAAAAACUCUAUAACCAGACAAAGUUUUUCUUUAUCUAUUAUGAAAUUUUGGUAAUUUUGCAAUAAAUACAGAGGGAGUAAAAUUGUCCGCAAAAAAACAGGUUUUGACACUUAGUAAAUUUGUAAGACAAAGAUCACACAUGAGGGUGUGUGGCGCCCUCUUAAUGUAUUUACUAUUUAGUAUAAUGUUAUACUUAAAAAUGAA
This is a messenger RNA of Diuraphis noxia (Russian wheat aphid), 2779 nucleotides long. RefSeq names its product transmembrane protein 120 homolog. The record is from RefSeq and is a predicted model, not a curated record. Lineage: Eukaryota; Metazoa; Arthropoda; Insecta; Hemiptera; Aphididae. Gene Ontology annotation, cellular component: membrane.